Molecule: messenger RNA, 2506 nt
Organism: Sapajus apella (tufted capuchin)
Lineage: Eukaryota; Metazoa; Chordata; Mammalia; Primates; Cebidae
Product: 3 beta-hydroxysteroid dehydrogenase/Delta 5-->4-isomerase type 1-like
Exons: 5
Coding region: 986-2107 (373 amino acids)
Biological process (GO): steroid biosynthetic process
Molecular function (GO): 3-beta-hydroxy-Delta5-steroid dehydrogenase (NAD+) activity
Source: RefSeq, a predicted model, not a curated record
UAAGUAGAGGAAAGUGUCUUGCAGAGCUUAUGGUGGUAAAAUUUGGCCAGUUAUCAGGUAUAGGCUCAAGAGGCAUUCACAGCAUCUUCAGGCCAGAAAUUUGCUGAGAAUGGCUUUGCAGCCAAAAAUUUGGGAAAAGUUCAAACAUCUACGAUAAGAGUCAUUGGGAAAUACAACCACAAAUCCCCAUUCUUGUGGUACAGGCCAUAUCAUUAAGUGGCUAUCACUAGAUAGCCUUCCUUCAAUGAUGUUCCUCAUUUAGGAACCCAGGGCUCUCCAGGGGAACACUACAAUUGAGGUUGUGGAUAUUUUAAGUAGGAAGAAAGUCACCUCCAUAAAACUUAGUGAUUGGAGCUGCCACCAUUGCAAAUUUCUAAACUUUGCAAGACAGCAGUCGCAUUUCAAAUGGCACUCUGAAAGAGGGGAUAAUGGGCUAAGGCAGAUUUCCCUCCAAACAUGGUUACCGCACAAAGGCAAAGUUCACAUUGCACUUGGAGAUUUCUCCCAGUCUAGUUUAAGAUCACAGAUUGCAGAUCCCAGACAGCUGGUACCAACCUACCAGUGUCGUGUUAAGGCUAAACCUAAGACUCUAACACUCUGCAGCCUUAGGAUUGGACUUCCCUUCCUGUUCCUGGGAAGAAUUAGGGAUAGGAACUAAAGGUCACUAUUCUUCUGAGAAAAGAGAUCCUGUAGUAGGCAGGAGCGAUGAGUACAUGGCAGGAGUUCAAAGUGAUAAGGGGCAGCCAGAAGCCACAGAGCAUAAACCUCCAAGGGCUGCCAUAGAGGAUAAAGUGACCAGCACCCCGACGCGUCUGUCCAGCUUGUAACCAUCCAACUGUUCCAACUGUCUGUUAGCAGUUCUAAUAGUUAGAGCUUCUUCAUUGUCUUUCAGCUGCUCCUGCCCUCUUCAAGGUCACCCUAGAAUCAGAUCUGCUCCUCGGCAUCUUGUUUCCUGGCGAGUGCUUCCUGCUACCUUGGAUUGGCCAUGACGGGCUGGAGCUGCCUUGUGACGGGAGCAGGAGGGUUUCUGGGUCGGAGGAUCAUCCGCCUGUUGAUGGAGGAGAAGGAGCUGAAGGAGAUCAGGGCCUUGGACAAGGCCUUCAGACCGGAAUUUGGGGAUGAAUUUUCUGAGCUCCAGAGCAAGACCAAGCUGACGAUGCUGGAAGGAGACAUUCUGGACGAGUCAUGCCUGAAGAGAGCCUGCCAGGGCAUCACGGUCGUCAUCCACACAGCCUCUAUCAUCGAUGUCUUUGGCGCCAUUCACAGAGAGUCCAUCAUGAACGUCAAUGUGAAAGGUACCCAGCUCCUGUUGGAGGCCUGUGUCCACGCUAGUGUGCCAGUCUUCAUCUACACCAGCACCCUAGAGGUGGCUGGGCCCAACUCCUACAAGGAAGUCAUCCAGAACGGCCACGAAGAUCAGCCUCUGGAAAACACAUGGUCUGCUCCCUAUCCCUACAGCAAACAGCUUGCUGAGAAGGCUGUGCUGGCGGCUAAUGGGUGGACUCUCAAAAAUGGGGGCACCUUGUACACUUGUGCCUUAAGACCCAUGUAUAUCUAUGGGGAAGGAAGCCGAUUCAUUUCUGCCACUAUAAAUGAGGCUCUGAACAACAGCGGGAUCCUGCCAAGUGUCGGCAAGUUCUCCACAGUCAACCCAGUGUAUGUUGGCAACGUGGCCUGGGCACACAUUCUGGCCUUGAGGGCCCUGCAGGACCCCAAGAAGGCCCCAAGUGUCCAAGGACAGUUCUAUUACAUCUCAGACGACACGCCUCACCAAAGCUAUGAUGGCCUUAAUUACACCCUGAGCAAAGAGUUUGGCCUCUACCUUAAUUCCAGCUGGAGCCUUCCUUUACUCCUGAUGUACUGGAUGGGCUUCCUGCUGGAAGUGGUGAGCUUCCUGCUCAGCCCAAUUUACACCUAUCGGCCCCCGUUCAACCGCCACACAGUGACGUUGUCAAACAGCGUGUUCACCUUCUCUUACAAGAAGGCUCAGCGAGAUCUGACAUAUAAGCCGCUCUACAGCUGGGAGGAAGCCAGGCAGAAAACCGUGGAGUGGGUUGGUUCCCUUGUGGACCGGCACAAGGAGAUGCUGAAGUCCAAGACUCAGUGAUUUAAGGAUGACGGGGAUGCCCACGUGGGUGAUGUCAUCAAGCUCCACUUUCCUGGCUUCAUACAGAAGGUGAAAAAGACACAAACCCAGGUCCUACUGCCUCCCUUUCACACAAUGGCCAAAUUAUUGUCUUCCUCUGGUCAUCAAAAACUGUGCAGUCACUGGUCCAGCCAGAAGCUUUCUGUCCUAACCAUAUACCAGAGGACGGACAACGGGAUUUGCAGUUACCAAAUAUCAGUGGCUAAUUCUCAACAAUUUGGGGUCUCUUUUAACUUGAGGUCUCUUGACUACUAGAGCUUCAUUUCCCCUAUUAAAUGAGAAAGAAUUUCUUUUUUUUAAUCUCCUAUUUCUUCACACAGUUCAAUGAAGUGAACAAUAGAUGUUUUAAUGUUUAACCUG